Molecule: messenger RNA, 16376 nt
Organism: Porites lobata
Lineage: Eukaryota; Metazoa; Cnidaria; Anthozoa; Scleractinia; Poritidae
Source: the annotation of a GenBank genome assembly
CUUUCUUCCAGUUCUUCGAGUAAAUUCAAGUUGGAUCGCUUGUUUUUAAAGCGGCUUUGGCGAUGCCUUAAAGUGAUGUUUCCGACAUGGCUAGCCACCAGCUCUCUUCUUUUUGUUGUUUUCCUUGGAGUUUCCUUGGCAGGUAAUAUAUUUAAGCCUCGCAAAAGGCAGGAUUGAGAUACCUGCGGCUGCAAUUGUAUCUUAAUCUAGUCUACACUUCAAAGAAGCCAAAUGCCCGAAAUGUAUUGCACUAAUAAUCAUUAAUAAUUUUAAUUGGCUUUCCUGGGGGUGACCCCGGCCGGGUACAUUUCCAGGGAUUUUCAAAAGACUACUAAUUCUCGGGGAUAAGGGCUACAAACAUCUGAAUAAACCUCCCUUCUCAGGGGCUGGGAGCUCAGAAUAUAUGUACAGAAGCUAUCGGUCAGGUCACAGGCGCAGUAGUGUGCCUAAUAGAGCAGGCAGUUGAGGAUGCCUUUAUUAUAGGGGGUGAAAGGCAAGUUUGUUGUUUAUUUCAUCUGCUGUGUGCAGUACACUGGCGAACAAAUGUAAAAAUACUAAGAAUUCUUGAGUAAUACUAAGAAUACUAAUACUGGAAUACUGGCUUUCAAUCCCACACUGUUUAGCCCAGGGAUUUUGCUGUUUGUAAACCAAAGACGUAUAAUGCCCCUAACACAUGGUGGGCCGUUUCCCAGAAAUGCAUAAUGAUCCACUCCUCCUCCCCAUGUCCCUGAGAGCUUGGCAGCCUGCCAUACUUGGAACAGCCUCCAGUCAAGGCUAAAAUUGCAGCUAGAGUCCUUUUCCUGCAAAUUUUUGUAAGGAAACCAGUUCCAGUUCAUUUCAGUAAAAAAAUCCUGGACAAAAUUCCUUGGGACAGUACUACAGUAUUGAUAUUUUUCUGUCAUUUCUCAGUUCCCUCUUAAAACAAUGCAUCCUUUUCAAAAUUUUCGUGCAGUUCUCCCUCCCCCCACCCUGUACAUGUACAAAGUUGAAACUCGGAAAAAAUUAUUGAUACAUGCUUCUCAAACUAAUUAAUUAUUCAUGACGGCAAUGGCCAAUAACUGCGGCAUAUUUGCGUCACAUGCAUGAACCUUGAUACUCAAUGAACACUCAGAUGAAAAUCUUAUAGAUUUUGAUCUGAGAUCAAAUAUGGUUUUGAGGGAAUAGCUUUUUUGACUAACUCGCGUUCUCCGUAAACUGUUUUUGGCUCCCUAAAUCUUGCCUCUCCAUCUUCACUCAUGGUCAGACACCAACUACAGUAAACACCUACAUUAUAAGAACAAAUGGAUUAAGAAGACCAGGCUGAAAUUUGGCCAAUAAAGCCCCAUUUUUAUAAGAACAAGAUCAGCCUGAAAAUUGUAACAUGUUCUUAUAAAAUGGAAAAAGUCUCAUAAUUAAUGUUUAUUCAUCAGGCUGAUUUUAUUGAUUGUGUUCAUUUGUUAAUAUAAUUAAAUUACAGAAUAAUUAUUUAUUUUAUUUUUCUAAAAUAUGCUAAAUAUACCUCUAGCAACAUGUUUUGGAUAGUAUUACUAAAUAAAAAUUUAAGAACAUUUUAAGAACAUUUUGAGGCUGAUUUGUCAUUAAGCACCGAUAAAUAAGAACUCAAUCAGCCUGACCUCCGAAAUUGUGUGUUCUUAUAUGCGGGUGUUUACUGUACACCAAGACAAUUAAUCAUGCAUGUUGACGCAAUGUUUCAAAUUAGUGUUCUUUCAUUUGGGGAGGACAAUAGCAAAAAAAUGUAUCACUGCAUAUUUUUUUGUUUUGUUUGGGAAAGAAACAAUACUUUAAAAGCACCAGGCCGCUUUCAUCUGUUUCGUGGUGUUUGGAACCCCUGAUGAAACCCGAAGCAUGAGUUUUUGAUAUAUUACAUCCAAUGUUGUUUGUGGGGUGAGGGGAGGGGUUGGACUUGUGUGAAUUGGAAAACACCCCAGAAAUGCAAAAGUGUCCCAAGUCUUUUGCCCAUUAUUGUCUGAAAAUGAGGUGGGAGGAAAAAAGUCAAUUUUGAGUGGUUUUCAAGCCUGUAAAAGUGUUUUUUCGGGCUUUGAUGAAAGAUUGUACACUGUAGUUGAACAAACCUUUUCCCAGCUUUCCAGAGUUUUCUGAACGUAUUUGAAGAAUUUGAUUGAAACGAAUGAUAUACACCAGAAAUUGUGGUAUCUCAUAGCGUGUGCUUUAUUCCAAAGGAUAACAUAACUUAAAACAAGACUCUCCGAAAACAGUUAAGGGAAGCCACGAGUUACUAAUGUUAUGGUGUACACAGUAAGAAUUUUGGCAGACCAUUAAAGAGCUAGAGUCGUGGAUAUAUGACAAAGCACAAGGUUCUUUUAAUACCUGGUAUAGAAGUUACUCAGAGAUGUCAACAUUACAGUCAUGAGUACUCAAUGUGUGCACCGCGAAUGUCAAAAAAUCCAGUAGGCAUGGAAGAGAAAAUAACAACGUUUUCCAAAAGAUCCACAGACAGAACGGCCAUGAAAAAAUAUCAAGUGAUGUGGAUAGCCAUCCCUGUCAUUUGUACAGCCAAAAAUAUGACAGGAGCAAAUGCAAUUGUGACGUAAGAAAAAAGCGGUUGUUUCAUAAUAUCCAUGCCAGACUCAUGCCAAAACUAAACAGUUUUUUGCUGACUUCACGAGAAUUGUACCAGAUCAUUUUGUGGUUGAACGUGUUGCUAAUAUUUAUAUGUGUUUAUUUGCUAUAUUUGUUAUAUUUGUCACGAACUAAGUAAACAACCAAGUUAGUUUACUUUGAACUGAUUUACAUAGCACGACAGCACUCACCGACAGUUCUCACUCCAAAACCUUAAUAAUAUGUGCUUUUUCUAUAGAAUCUUAACAUCUCAGGGAUAAUGAGAGAAAAUUUAUCCGUAGAUACAUCUUUUGAUGGUUUUAUGUACAGCAAAAAUGCAAUUUUCAGCUCUUUAGUCACAGUACUCACUUUGAAAUGGAGAGAAAGAGGAACAAGAUAAUUUUUCCUUACUGAAUCAAGUGAGUACUGUUGUAUUCACUUCACAGGAUGGCCUUUUUGACGCGCACUAUUUCAAAUGCAAUUAUCAAUUUGUGGUUGAAAUAUACCUUAGCCAUGUUUCUUUAGUUAAUUUGUAGUGAAUAUUGAUAACACACUGUGUUUUUGUGACCAAGUAUGGUAUGUGAUACUCAAAACAUCGUGCCAGACCAACUUCUGCUGUACUUGGCUCCAGUUUAGGGGAAUGGGCCCAGUACUAUGGCUAAUGAGGGAAUUGCCUUGUAAAAAUGUUGAGAAAAUAGUUUCAAAGGUCAUUAUUAUUGCAUGUGAUCACCAACUUGUCUCCAAAAUGCCUAAAAAGCGUAGGAAAAAUGACUUUUUCCCCCAAAACCAGAAUUCAGACAAUCCUGGACAAAAAUCGUUGGGACAUAAUAUUUAUAUUUUUCUGUUAUUUCUCGGUUCCCUCUUUAACAUUGCAUCCUUCCCGAAAUUUUCUUGCAGUUCUCCCUCCCCCCACCCUAUACAAAGUUGAAACUCGGAAAAAAUUCUGGAUACACGCGUCCCACAUUGUUUGUGGGGUGAAGGGAGGGGUAUUGGACUUGUGUGAAUUGGAAAACAAUUCACCAAAUGCAAAAGUGUCCCAAGACUUUUGUCCAUGAUUGUAGUAGGUCUCUAUUAUUUGCCCACGUUGGGUACACGGGUGUGUUAGAGUGUUUUUGAUUACUGUAAAAGUUUGUACAUGUACACACAUGUACAUGAAGUUGUCUAUCUGAGAAAACUGGCAGACAACAGCAAAUCAGUACAGCUGUGUAUGGAAUUAAUUUUCAGCGCUAAAAAAACUCAUAAUAUUAAUGGUUCCAAUUUCAUACCUACUUUUACACAAUAAUUUCAUACAUACUUUUACACAAUAGCCCUGUCUACAAGACGCCUGGCUCCGCUCAGUAAAAUAUCGGGAUAUAGGGGCCCCUUUCCUGAGUUUUUACUGAGGGGAGCCUUGGGGCAUCUCUACAGAGGCUUUUACGCAAACGUUUUCAUCACGACUGGUUUCUUUUCUCUUUUGGCUUAAAAUUGUUGUUUUUUUAGGUGUGGAAGAUCCUUUUUUAAAAGUUUGUCAGUCUUUUGCUGCAAUGUUCUGUCACACUGGGCCCAGCUUCUUAGCAGUUUUUGCAGAUAGUGAUUUUCACGUUUAGUGAUUUACAGAUCCAUAUUUCGAAGAAUUGAUUGCAGCUUAAACUGGAGCUAACUGAAUUAUGGCCAAUUGCACUGUAACUCAGUCAAGAAUGCUCUUUAAGCAAUGAUUUUUAAAGAUAAUGUGACUCUUUGGGUUGGAUUGUGUCAUUCGUCCUUUGGUAAUUACUUUUGAAUUAGCUUAACAGUCUUGUGGCUGCCAGUUUGAUUGGCAUGGUAAAUUAAGGCGCGCUGUGCCAGAGGAAUUUUCUUGUGGCUUCCCUGCUUGUGUCUUCAGCCUUCAGCUGAAAAUGUGUCGGCCUGUAGCCGACAAAGCUCCUCGUUGCACGUGAGAAAAAACCUCUGGUACCCAGGGUAUAGUCUUUUGGGUAACAGUUACAAAUGUGCCCAUGACAUGCAUAAUUUAUGUUUUCAUUUUUAGAACAGUUGUUUGUGUACAACACUGGACUGAUUCCAAGUCAAUUUUAUGAAGUGCUUGGAAGCAGAGAUAGAACUGGAUUUAAACAUCUUUUGGUUUCUGCAUCUCUUCUCAUUCUCGGCACUGCUUUGGUGAGUAAGAAAAGGGAUAUUUGUAGAAAUGAUAGAAAUGUGGUGCUGAAUUUAAAGCCUAGAGAAUGCAUGUGAAAGAUGUUUUUUCAGUCAGCAGUGUGGGAAGAAAGUGAUGUCUGAUAGCCUUGGGAUAGUGUAUUUUGCUAUUAGGCUAAACAAUUCUGUUCUUAACUUCCCCGAAGGCCUAAUGAAGGUUUUUUGGGGAAGUCAAAUUACACAAGAACUGCAGCCAAUGCUUAUUAAAUUUUCUGUUUUUGGGCCAGUUGAAAAUACUCUUGGGCUAGUAAACAUGCUACCCAAACAUUGGCAAACUGUAAAAAACUAAAUUUCAUUUGUCAGUGAUGUAGGCAGCUCAAAAGAAAAAAACUGGGUAUACUUCCGAUAUAGGAGUCAAACCUAUGACCUUCUGGUUACCAGUGUUCAGCUCAGUAGGUAAGGGACCUGCAAGAUGGCCAGUAAGGCAAAAAAUGUGCACCAUAGGUGCACUUUCCUGCAGAGGAUGGGGGGCAAGUGGAGUGAGGGACAUGGCCCUGCCCUUGCUGAGAAAUUUAGGAGCUAAGCUCUCUGAAAUGUCAUUCCCUCAUUUUAAGACCUAUUUUAAUGCAAAUACAAUGUAGCGCGUUGUUAUGUUUUUUGAUUUCAAUAAAUUUACUCCCAUCUUUUAACAAUGUUCUCUUUCUACAAAUGUGUGUCCCAUAAAAAGAAAAUUAGUAUGUUUCCAUAUGUAGAUUGUAUUUAGUCAUUUUCCUUGUGAGAAUUAAAAUUAAUUGGAUCACAACUUCCUUUUUUUAAAACCUACUUUUCAAAUUUUAGUAAACCUUCAAGUGGUUGCAGGGGGUAAGUGUUGCUUCAGGUGGUAAAUUUUACUGGUUACUGCCUGAUAAGGAGAACACUGGGUUACUAGUCCAGAUACUCUACCACUAAGCUACAGGAGACUCCUGGGAGCUAUAGGACAAACCUCCUGCAUUCUGCUAGGAUUGGAAUGUCAGUAUUUAUUUGCUUAUGCGCAAUGAUGGGAAUGCGAUGGUGAAUUUUAAGCCUGAUGAAUACUUGUUUGAGAAAGUCAGUGAGUGACAUAGGCAGCUCGGAAGAGAAAAAUCAACGUACUCCCAAUAGGAGUCAGACCUAUGACCUUGUGGUUACUAGGGAGCUUCAGCAUUGACAACGGCUACUUAAGCAAAAACUUCACAUUUAAAAUGAAUUUGUGUUUUUUCAAACUUUGUCACGGUUAUUCCAAAUUGUUGAAAAUGUAAAGUAGGCACAUGUCCCUGAGUUGAUUUCUUGGGGACCGCACUCAAGUUUAGGAAGAGAAAGAAAACUUCGUAGUCUCUUGUUUACAGCCUCCAUAAAACGUGGAUUUAGACAUGUUCACGUCUUAGUCGUGCAAUGAGGGCAAAGAAAUGUACAAAAAAGCAUGACGCAUGUGGAAAAUUGUUUUUUUCCUCAAUAAAACUAUUGUUUUUUGGAUGUUCUCGUUGCUGUCGCUGUCGUCUUUGCUAAAGCUCCCUAUUAGUCCGGAUGAUAACCUUUACACUGUAGCUUAUAGAUAGUGCCUUUGGACUAGUAGCCAGAAGGUCAUAUACUAGUUUAGACUCAAUGCUUUUUAGGGGUAUUCAUGCAGAUUUUUUCUCUCAAGCUGCCUGCUAUCAUCUGAAAAAUAUUUUUCUCAAGAAGUAAAAUUGUAGGUUUGGCAAGAUUAUUGUAUUACUUCAGGAAUGCAUCCUUUGAUUUCGGGUUUACUGCUUUAAUUAUUUUUACAAAUAUUAAGAUGCGUUUUUUAUUAACUUUAAGGCCAGUCCCCAAAAUUAAUGUUAUGUACAUGUAUGUGUUGAACAGUUAUUUUAUAAUUGCAAAAUAUUUCUUAUAGGGAAAGAGUGCUGUGAAAUAUGUCGCUAGGACCCUCUAUGUCAAGUGGCGAGAAUUGUUGACUGUGCGUCUACACUCUAGUUAUUUUAGAAAUUCUGCUUAUUACAAGCUGAAUGUUCUUCAAGACAGGCUGGAUAACAUGUGAGUGUGAUUAAUGUAAAUGUAAGGGAAACUUAAUAAGUUGAUUUUAUCACUCGGGUACAAGCCAGCAGGGAUUGGGAAGGCAAAAUAAACAAAUGGGCCCACGGCCCCUGAGUUUCAAAAGUCGUGGGCCAUUUCGUAAAAGUAUGGGCCAUUGAAGUCAUGGGGUGGGCCGGAUGAUAGGGAAUAAAGAAGUGAUAGGUACAAUUCGUGGUGGCAGUACAGUAUACUUUGGUUUGAGUACCUACUUUUUACAUUUCAUUCCAGUUAGUAUUUCUCAGUUACAGUAAAUUGUGCAUGAUAUGUAACCCUGGCCACUGUAACUGUCACAGUCCCAUGGCUUAAAAAACAUUAUGUUACUGUAAAAGUCAACUCAAGAACUGAAUAGUGGUAACAACUGUUAACAAAUGUGGGAAAAACUGUUUACGAUGAACUUUUAGUAAGCAAGAUUGACUUAUUUCAGUGCCGUUCACAAAAAAAUUAAUAUAACUUUGAUGGGUCAUUCCACGAUCAUGGACAUUACAUUUGCAUGAGUGUGGUUAGAGAAAAAUCAUUAGAGCAGAUACAUAGUAACAAACAACCAUUCCCUUUCACUUUGUUUAUGACAGAUAGAUGCUAGUUGCAUGUUAACCCUUUAAGCCCCAAUAUACACAUACAAAUUCUCCAAACUGAUCUCUAUACAUUUCCUUAAAGAAUGAGUUGAGUGAAUUUGACAAAAAAUCAAAGCAUUUCUCUUAGGUGAUCAUUUUAUUAAUUCUCAUAACCUAGUCUCUUGACAAUGUAUGGAUAUUAUUGGGAGAAAAUUGAUGUUGGUCACUAUUGGGACUUAAAGGGUUAAGUGAAAACCUCAUCAAAUUUGCUAUUAUGCAAAAAUAUAUAUUUAAAUAAUUUUAGCUGUCAUGGAUGUUACAACCAAUUAGAAACCACGUUCUUAAGUGCAAAUGUUAAACAUUAAAUUCCUGUGAAUUCUGCAAGCAAAAACUAAAAACAAAUUAAUGAUAUCGUGUUUUAGGUAAAUAGUGAUACUACAAUAACAAAGCGAUAAAUAUUUCUUUUGUAAUGUGUGCCUUCUUUGCUUGGUGACAAAACACUGUCAUGGACGUUACAGUGUGUAAAAAAGAUAAAGAAAUCAGUGAUGUCAAAAAUGUAAAUUCCCUGUACCUUCUUUCUUUCCCACAAACAUUAGAAAACUGGCCAUUAGUUUUGAAAUAGGCUUUAUCUUUCCUUUAAAUUUUCAGCUUUUUGAGGAAAAAACGUAAGUCACCAAGUAAAUGUUUGUGACUCAUCUUCAAACUGAUUUUCAUGUAUUUUUUUUGUUCCAUGAUUUAAAAUUUCAAAGAAGCUGCUUGUAGAAAAGGUGUUUUUUAAAGAAAAGCCUGGUUUCAAACUCUUUCUAAGCAUUGCGAUGAAAAAUGGAUACGUUUGAUACUUGGUCUAUUAAUUAGAGUAUCUUUCAGUUCCACAUUAUUCUCAACUUUUAGAGACUGUAAGCAAUUUAAAAGUUUCAGCUAUAUUGACGAUAUGAUAUGUUUACUUUAAAAGAUGAAGUAACUUCCACUUGACAUUUUUGUUGACUAUUUUAAUUAUUAAUAACGUUGUCCUCAUAAUACUUCGCUAUUGUCUUCAAUAAGAUUCUAAGUGCUCUCUUUAACUCCAUAAUAAUAUUCAGCAAUGCUGAAUAUACCUUAUUGUUGUUGCAUACAGCUGUAACAAAUUAGUAUUAGAAUCAGGCUUUUUAGGCAAUUAUUAGUGAGCUUCCUGCAUUUAUUGUUGUCAUGAUGUAACGUCCUUGAAAGUAACAUGCAUGAAGUUUGAGAAAUUUAACAUCAAAUUUUUUUGUGUCCUUUUGGGACUGGUUGGUUUUGUUUUUCUAGCCGUAUUGGGGUUAUCAUUUUUGAUUGGAAUCGGCUUUAAAAAAACUUGAAAGUUUUCUUUGCCCUUGACCAUCUAAUUUUGGAACUUUCUUUGGAGGCAGUGAAUGGUAAAUUUUAUGGUAAAUUAUUCCAAAAUUUUCAGGCUCGUAUAGCCCUUCAAUAAUGCUAGGGCACUUCCGAGUUCCAAAAACCCUCACUUUUAAAAUGAGUCCAAGUGCACGUCCUUUCUUGUGAAAAUGAGUUUUAUUUGCAUGAGAAUGAAAAAUCUUUUCCAUAUCAAAGGCUGAGCAUGCACUUAGCCUUGUUUUUUUGGCUUGGGGGAACUCGGAAAUGGCCUAUUUUAUCACUCUUUAGCUUCUACGUGUCUGUUUUAUUAGCCUGCAGUUCAGACAUUUUCUGCGGGUGUGCGAAUGUUUUUCCUCGUGAAAGCACCAUGUUGAAACUCCAAAAGAGGGGCAAGUCAAAGGGAGGGGGGAGGGGGUGUUGAGAGGGAAGAGAAAAUGCCUGCCUGUUUUUUUUUCUCCCCUCCCCCUUUCCCCUUUCCUUCUUUCUCCCUAGCACCUACACCCCUGUACCUUAAAGGCUGCUAUUUCUACUCUCCCCAAUGUUCCUCUGUCAUUAAAUCGAAGAUGGCAGCUAAAACAAUACGAACACAAACAAGCUUUCGCCCGCCCAAAAUACACCUGCAGUGCAGGCUACUGUUUUACGGACUGUUUAAAUCUGUGCUACAGAGGUGUUGACUGAACUUGGGCAUCUUUCCUAAUUUUCACUUUCCCUCACAGUGACUUCUUCUUAAUGUUGGCAUUGCAACCAUCAUGGAAAAUUGCUCUCCUGUAUAAACUGAUUAUAAAUUAUUAUUGUUGUUAUAAACAUAUCUGUAGUAAAUAUUUUAAUAAUUAUUUUGCCUGCAACAUUUUCCUGGUCACUAACUGCUUUCUCCAUUAUUAUAAUUUUUUUUUUUACUUUUAGCGAUCAGAGAAUCACACAGGAUGUUCAGAAAUUUUGUGACACUUUCCGGAAAUGUAGCAUUGUUUUUAUCAUUUCUCCAUUCACCGUUGGAUAUUAUACCUACCAGUGCUAUAAAAGGUGACUUGCCUAUUUCUUUUUUCUUUAUUGUUAUAAUCUAAAACCUACCGGUAUUUUCACACAUCAAUGCACACCUGGCCACCUUAUAAGAUGGCUGCUGUGUUGAGCCCAGUUUGUGCCUACAGUGUAGUUAUCAUCUAAUGGAAUCAAUAGUGAAUGACAAGUGUAAUCAAUUACAGGUGACUCCCGAUAACUUGAAUCUUCUAGGGAAGUCAAAAAAAGUUUGAGUUAUCGAGAGUUUGAAGCAAAUAUACCCAGAAGUAAGGAAAAAAAAAAUCCAAAUGGAUGGGGAGGUAUUGCAAUAUUAAUAAACAACAUAGUAUUCAGGGAUGGGCUGCCAGUGAAUUUGAACUGGAGUGUCUGGAAUGUCUCAGAUCUCAGUACACAGUUUUAUUUCCCUGACAUGCGUUUAUAACAUGGUUCGAGUUAUCGAGGGCAAAAUUAUAUAUUAUAGAAAUGAUCUUAAGGGAAGCAAAAAUUGUUUCAAGUUAGUGGGAGGUUCAAGUUUUCGAGGGUUUAAGUUACUGAAGGUAAAAUUGCAGUAAACUGUGUGAAGGAAAUCCAGGCAAAAUUGACAUUGGUUAGAGUUAGUGGGAGGUUUGAGUUACAAAGGGUUUUCAAGAGUUAUCAAGAGUCAACUGUAUAUCUCUCAAUAUUAACCCAUUCGCUCCUGGAGAUUUUGCCGAAAAACGCGUUUUGAAGCUAGUCGAGUGGUUUUCUGGUCACUGUCGUGCUAUAAAGAGCUAAAACUUACCACAAACCGGUUUACAGGUGGUACACUUUGCGGCCUUCUGAUCCAGAUGCAAAAUAUCAGCUUGCAAAGUUCGGGCAUGCGUAGAAAGCAAAAUUUCGAGAGUUUUUGGGUUUAAAAGUGACACGGCAGUCUUGACUUUUACUUUUCGCUUUCUCUCCUCCCUUCUUUUUUCGCUUUUCUUGCCUCAUUUUUUUUCUCUUGCUGGGCAUUUAGUAGGCUUCAUUUUGGUGGGAAGAGUUUUUAGGAAAGCUUUCAGGAUCUUAGGAUUAGGUGAAAGGAAAGGUAGGUGGGUAAUGGAACAAGAUUUUCAUGGAGAUUUUCAGGUCAAUGUCACGUGGUUUUUUGCUUCUUUCUCCGGUGUCCUUGACUGAAUUGUGCUCAUUCUGGUAUGGUUUGAAAGAUCUUUUCACGCUGCACAAGUUAGCGAAGAAAGUUGUCCUUGACCGUUAAACCUGAUGACGUCACAAAGGGUAGAAAGGACCUGGAUGCGCAUGGGCGGUUACGGGCGGUUCAGGGGCGAAUGGGUUAAUCAAUGUGAUUAUUGACCCGUCAAUAACUGUUUUGGAAAAUCAAUGACCAAUCAAAGAACAUUAUUAAAAUGUAAUUAUCUGUUGUUUGUUGUUUCCCAAUUUUAUUCUAAGCGCUGCAAGAAACAUGACAACCCAACAUUUCUCAAAGGUUAUCCAAAAAAUCAUUUCAAAUGCAUGUUCAUCGACUGUUAAAAUUACAAUUUGUGCCUUUGGAACAUUGGGAACAUGUGAACAUGUUUUGGCGCUAGAGUGAAUGCAGCUGUAGCGUGCAUGAUCUGGAUCAGGAUCAGUGAUCCAAGAUCACUUGGAUCAUGGUACUGACACUAUAAAAUAAACCAAUGAAUUCGUUUGAUUUGCCAUGAUCCAAGUGAUCUCAAUCACUGAACCUGAUCUGGAUUAUCCCAGUGGAACAUACCUGUAGAAAACAGUUCGAGUUUUAAUAGCGGGGGUUUUGAGUUAAUGCCCAGUCGAUUGCAAAAUUCAAUUUGCUAUAUAAUUUGAUUUAUAUAAAUUGAUAGUUACUGAUUUUUCAGCUCUUCAGUGUAUAGUGCAGUGCAAAUUGAACUUAUUUCAUCAAAAAAAUGUGUGUUUGGUGCACCAAUUAAAAUCAAAUUGAUGCAGUGUUGACUAGUGUUAGAUUUAGUGUUUUUACCGAUUAAACAAAAAGAAGAGCUAAUGGGAUGUCAUCAGAGUGGAGUUUUAGGAUCCAGACUUUGAGUUAUUGGGGUAAAUUAAGUGAAUUUUUGAUCAGGGGAAGUAAAAUAUAAAUCAAGUUAUUGGUGAAUUCGAUUUUCCGAGUUGAAGUUAACCAAGUAAAAAUGACUGAAAAGUGGGGCAAAAUCCAAGGGAAGUUUGAGUUAGCGAGGAGUUCGAGUUAUUCUUGUUUGAGGUAUCUGGGUUCUACUGUAGAUGGAUUUCUGAUCUUGAUUUUCUGGAUCGUUUCGAUUGACCACACUGUGGUAGAGGCAGGGCUAACGAUAGAGUAAAAGUCAAUAUUAACCAAAUUUUAACAAAUUAAAAAUAUUAUACUAUUUGAUUUGUAAAGAGAUGCUGAAUGACAGUUGCUUCCCCUCUAAGCUUUAGCCAAAUAUAUUUGUCUGUUAAUAAAAGUUACUGUAAAAUAAAUGUUGAUAUAUAUACCGGUAUUUUGCCUUUUCAUUGCUGCCUGGUAAAACCACAGACACAGACUUGCUUAGCUUGUGUACUUUAAAUACCCUGUUUUGUUCUCAAAUAGUGCUGGCUAUCUUGGACCACUUCUCAUUUAUGCCUAUUUCUUUGUUGGAACAAUUAUUAACAAGUUGAUAAUGACACCAAUUAUUUCCCUGGUUGUCAAGCAAGAAAAACUGGAAGGGGACUUCAGGUAUUCAGAAAAUAAUUAUGAUUUUAUUGCAAGUAAAAUAUAAAGAUAAAAAUGUAAAAUAAGUUGAUUAGUAUGUGUAAUCAAAUGGUGACCAGUGAAAUUAGGGAAUAAUUUUAUGCGUGUUUUGUCCAAAUCCUAAUAAUUUCCCGAGCCUUGAUUUGGACAAAACGCAAGUGAAAUUAUUCCUUAAUUUCACGAGUAUACCAUUAAUUUUGAUCACCUAUUAAUAUCAUGGGUGAUGAAUUACAUUAGCAAUCUUGGAUUUUUGACAUGUUUAUACUGGAUGGCAUCGAUCAAGAACUCCCUCUUGAGAACGUUUAGAGCUUAAAUUUGGCUUAAGUUCAGAAUUUUUCAACAAAAUACCUGUUAGAAUCCUUCUUGAUGCGCUCUUUCAUGCUCUUUUAAGGCGUCUUUUCAUGCCCUGGCAUCUUCGUUCAUGACAUUUUGAAACUUUGUCGCCAUCUUGACACUGAGAUGUAUGGAAAGUUGCCAUGGCAAUUUUGUAAUUUCACAUGUGAAAUUACAAAUUAUCACCAAAAUUUUGCACCAAAAUUAUGGAGUAAUUUGUCACCGAUGAUAUUAUAGAAGUAAUGUCCAUUACCUAGUUUUACUAGGGUGUGUCACCACCCUGAUUGCAUUAUCCAGUUUAGGGUUUGUCACUGCCACCCUCAUUACAUGCACUCUAUGGGGUGAGUUGCUACUACCCUCAUUGUACCCCAGGGUGCACCCAACAAUCUUUAGUCCCAUUUACUACCAGAGAUUGUGGCAUCAACCAGACCCAGAUCACACUGCAUCCCAUCAAACCCUUUAACUAUGAAGCAUUUGGGGUUACAGGCUGGAAGUAAUGUCUGAUCCAGUCUGAUUUAGUUUUUGUCAGUGGCUCUGCAGUAGCUUUUAUGCAUGUUACGCAAGAUUAUUUUGUGACCAGAGUUCUUUUUACUUCGGCGGAGCGCGAAGUAAAGGAUUCGCGACGCUCAGGAAUGUAUCAAAGUUGCCAUUUUUUGACAAGAUUGGGCAAGCAAAGUCUGUAGGUUUUCGGUUCUAUUCGGCUAUUUGACGAAGUGAGAGCCGAAUUAGUUCGAGAUAUCUCGAGAUCACUUCGAUUUCUUUGAUUUAUGCUUUAACUUUUUCGAGGAAGAAAGAAUUAUUAUUUUGGCUUUCCCAGGGUGUGAACCGAGUCACCUGUGUGACCUGUCAGGUCAGAGGCGACUCUAAGUUGAGGGAUUAGCCGAUUGCGCUACUGCGACCCAAGGUAGUUUGGGAUAUGAAAAGUAGUUAUCAAAUGAUGCACUAGUUUCGGGACAAGAUUGGGCGUGCAAGUUUGUGACUUUUCGGCUUGUUUCAACUAUUUCACGAAAUGAGACCGGACUACUUCGUGAUAUCUUGAGAUCACUUCGAGUUUAGUCUUUAAUUACUCGAGGAACAAGUAGAGGAUAUUUCGUUGCCACGCAGGCACACAAAAUGUCUCUUUGAGUGUUGAAAAACAGUUCACGAGUGAGCCCUCCUUUUGAACUGUUUUAUGAUGAAUUUAAAGUUACAAAAUGCUGCACAAAAACAUUUUGUCUUUGUUGAGUGUUACGUAGUAAAAUUGCUUUCAUGCGUUGUGUGACUUUCUCGAACGUCCUCUACAUUUUUAGAUUAGCCAUGAAUAAUUAAUUAGGGCAUGUUUACAUUUCAGCAUGAGUCAGCAGAUUUGCAUCAGCUACUGAAAUCAUAAAAUAUGUCGAAAAGCUUCUACUAUUCGCUGUUUAGUAUUUUCUAGAACCUUAUGUCAAACGGUAUUCAAGUUCCAAGCGAGUUCUUUUGACGAAGUAAGUUUUUUCCCACGAACUGGACUGCUGGGUUUAGUCAAGUGUGACGAAGGUUGAUUUUCAGGCUCUGUGUUUACAAGUUCGCGGAAGCCGUAAGAUAUCUGAAGUUCAAGUGAGAGUUUGUUGUUAUUGGUAGAGGCUGUUUAGUUUUACUCAAAGUUCAAGUCAAGUUUGUGUUGGUGGAUGCUGUGUUUUAAAGCUCUGUAAGGGCUAUGUUCCUUUGGUGUUAAACUUCCUUGUGUUAAUCCGACAUCCCUGCGUGCUGAUAGUCAGUGAAUAAUUAUCCUCAAAACAUUUGAACUCAUGACUUUGAGUUUUAGCCAAUUCCAUGCUCAACGUAAAUGACUCCUUACCCAUGCCUUACAUAUCUUUAAUCAGUACAUGAGACUGCCAUGCUGUUUAUGAAGCCUGAUGUGACUAAGAAAAAUAGAGAAUUGUUUUCUUAGAAGGAUUUGUAUGGAGUCAUCAGAGCAUAACUGGGCUAAUAUCUCGGAGACAAUUUUUCCCGAAAUGCUAGUUUUUGGCAAGUAGGCCUCUUGGAUGUUGCUCUUUUCAGAAUAUCCUGACAAAUCCCAUAAUUUUACAAAUUAACACCUUACUCUUACCAUAUUUGAUUUCUGACUAUUCCUCCGCAUUUACAAUUAAUUAGUUCCACAACCACGAUGCCAAAGUGUACACUCCGUAGCGUCUUGUUUUGUAAUGUUUGUCUCUGAAUAUUCUUUUGACUCUACUGCAUUGGUGACAUGUUCUCAAGGGCCAUUCAGAUACAAAAGUUUAGUUUAGUAUCUGAGGCAGUUAAGAAUUAUCUGGUGUAAAAAAGUAGGUGUGCAUAGAUCCAAGGAUGAACUUCACCCUGUUUUUUUUUUCUCUAAUUAGUAGCAUAUCCCAGGAGUAAACCUUAAUGAAUACUCCCAGGGAAAGGAUGUCUUUACCUUAGGUCCAGUGAUUGUUUUUAUGCAGGACUCUUGCACCUUGCUGAAUGUCCCAGACGUUUUUCUUGGUAUUACAUGUAUAGUGAGCCAAAGGCUUAUAUUAGAAUACAAGUCAUGUAAAAGAGAUUCGUGGCUUAAGGACUCUUAGAGUAAGGUAGCUUACAACAAGUUCUUUAAUUACAUGUAACUUCUUUUUUAACAGGUUUAAGCACAUGCAUAUCAGGUCAAAUGCAGAGUCAAUUGCAUUUUAUAGGUCUUAUUUAUUGGAGAAAAGAAAAACUAAUUCACGAUUAACGGUAUGUUUACAAAGUUAGUACGUACUUCCUGUUUGCUGCUACAUGUAACUUUAAACAUUAACUAUGUUUUGUACUAGUAUAUUAGUAUAUUGUAUUGUGGUCUCAAGUCCAGCAAGUUGCCUGGAAUUUCUGUUGCGAUCUUGCUGUUGGAAGUUAAAUAAUCUAUCACCAUCAUGGAAAUGGUCAGAGUGAUUUUGUGAACGUACAUUACAUGUAAAAAGCCGACUAAAUACAUGUGACUAUAGGAGAUUUUAAGGAAUUUCCUGGUCUGGGGCCUGUGUCUUGAAAGGCCUGGAAACUUUUCAGGCCGACGAAAAAUUUUAAAAUCCACUCCUGUUGAAUAGAAGCACAGUUCCUGGCACACAAACAGGUCAAAAUGUUUUGCUUGGUUUACUGAUAGUUUCUUGUAUGAAAUCUUUUCAAAAUUAUUGAAACUUUGAUCUUUGGUCUUUGAUCUUAAAUGCAAACACAACUGAGCAAGAUGAACUAAGAUGACAACAGUCGUAAAAUAAGUUUCUAUAUUUUGUAACAUUUUAUUUGUAAUAACCUCAAUACAUCUUCCUGUGUCAUUUAUACAGAUUUAUCUUCCUUUUCCUUUCCUCUCCUUAAAUACUUUAUGUUUUCCUCUGCCUGCCUUGAUUAGCCAAGCUAUUUGUGAGAAGUGGAUAUUCGCGUGUACAUGUUUGUUUUAAUUUAAUUUAAUUCAAUUUAAUUAAUAACUUAUAAAGAUCAAUCAAUUGCAACUUAACCUAAAACAGCUCUUUGGGCGUGAAAGUAAACGAGACUGUUUAAUUCCAAGAAACAGGCCCCUGGACCCUACAUAAUAAACCUCUUGCCACCUCUUGUUUUGGGCAACUCACAUUCUCCACUUUUUGUUAAACAUUCUUAUCUUCUUUCCUUUUUAGGAGCUUCUUCAAACACAGCAACGAAUUGUCAACUUUGAGAGUAUUCUUUUCUGUAAGUAUUUUUUUUUAACCCUUUCACUGCUUUCUAGAACAAGUUUUUUUGACAUGAUUUGCCACCCACCCCAAUGA